Toxorhynchites rutilus septentrionalis is the source of this 13832-nucleotide messenger RNA. RefSeq lists its product as uncharacterized. Bases 7319 to 8398 code for a protein of 359 amino acids. NCBI's taxonomy places the organism in Eukaryota, Metazoa, Arthropoda, Insecta, Diptera, Culicidae. The transcript has 2 exons. The record is from RefSeq and is a predicted model, not a curated record.
UUUUGAAGUUUAUUUCAAUAAAUGUAAAUAUAGAAUAUAUUGCGCAAAUGCGAACUAAACUUUGAGUUUAGAAAUGAUAAUUGGCUUGAUAAACCGUUGAUUGUGGUAAUAGAGACCCAGUUCUACCACAAAAACGGAACUGUGAUAACUCAAUUUGUUUAUUUUAGCUUUGAAGUUUUGGUUGUAACUAAAACCAUAUCCAUAAACUAAUUGUUGAAACGGUAUUUAACCGAAAAACUUUCGAUUUUGAAGUGGUCGUUUGAAAGAAGGUUAAUCUAUUGUAUAGUAUAGGCCCAAAAUAAUAAUAAAAAAUACAAUGUCACAAUCAUUCGAAUUCUCGAGCGCAAAUGAACAAAUGUUUCUAGGGGUAAUAUGCAUUCAGACCGCUCGAAGUUCUCUAGAAUUUGAAGUAAAAGUCGCUUUGUUGUUUAAUUCAUUCUAUAUGCAUGUGGAUUUUCUGCUUGAAAAAGUUUGAAAAAAGCAAGUUAAUAACCCCGAGACAAAAGUCUCCGUUGAUUACUAAGAACAAAAUUGACAAUGAUAAAAAAGCGAACAAAAGACAAAAGCCCUACUUCUUUUGACGAUAUUUUCGGCCAAUAGUUAGAAUUUCAUGGAAAUAAUAUCACUCAAUAAACCAAAUACUCUAUCAUACUGAAAUGUCUUCACAAAUCAAAUGUCUUCACAGUAGGUCAAAUGUCUUCAAACCUGGCAUCCCUGGUUGGAAUACUGUUUACCAAAUGUUACUGAGCGAAUUUCUCGAUAUUUUUCCAUGUUUCCGAUAUUGCUACCUUGAACUGUUCAAUCGGGGUUUACCGUUUUCACUCAGUGUAGAUUCUGUGUACAAGGAUCCCCCUGAGAUUUUCAGCAGGAUUCAAAUCUGGAGAGCGAGCCGACCAAUCCAAAAAAAAAAAAAGUUUUUGGUCCUUAAUUCAUUGCCUAGUUUUCUUACUGAUAUGAAAAGUAGUAUUGUUUAGCUGGAAUGUGAAUUUUUUGUGACGAUAUCCACGCAAAAACGGUAGCAGAAUCCAGAACAUGUAUGUAAUCCUUGGAUGAUGUGAGAGCUAUAUUGAGCUAUCCGAUUGCACAGAUCCGGAUAAACCUUGCACGUGCCGCCACCAGAAUUCCUGGUUGAAAAAUACUGUUCCUUCUUCCGUAUAUCUCGCCAGUACCCGUUGAAACCGUCAGAACCAUCCUAAUUCAACUUUUUUUCGUCACUGAAGAUAUCUUAUACAUUGAAGAACUUUCCGUUAUGGUAAAUAGCAAAAAGGGUUAUUUUGGAAACAUUCUUUUUCAUAACAUGCCAUGCCCCACUGUCGGUUCAUAUGAGCUUUGGCAAAACACAGACGUCUUCCGAUGUGAGAUGGUGUAAGACGAGCAGACAAAACUUGACGAAUUGUCACCCGAGUAACAUUUAAAUUUAAAUAUUGCUUUAUUUGCAUAAGCGAUUUUGAGGUAUUCGAAGCUGUUCUAGCUAUUUCCCGCUUAUUCCGGUCAAGACUUCGAUUUACGUGGAGCUCUCUUCUUCUUACCGUAUCCUUGAGGAUUCGUCAAAUAAUUGAGCACUACCCGAUGGGAUCGUCCAAUCCGACGAGAAAAUUCUCCGAUACUAACGUCUUCUUGGUGAAAUGCAUCGAUUUGUCUUUCUUUUCUCUACGUGAGCACUUUUCCCUUCGGCAUUUUCCAGAUUUAUUGAUCAAAACAACUAAAAAAAACGGAAAAAUGUAACUGGUUUUAUAGAAACUUGACACUCGAAAAAUCCAAAACAUUCGUUUACGCUCAGCACUUGCACACACACAUAUGAAAAUCAUGCAGUGUAUGGUAGUCACCAAUAAACCAAUAAACUAGAAUAUAAGUUGAAGCACAGCAAGAUCACCUGGUCUUAUAGAAGUUGGACAGAGUGUACUAAGAUAAUAAUGAAGAAAGUGAAAGCGCGGCUGUUUAAGCACGCUCUCCUCGGAUACGAUGGGCCAGCUGGAUGUCCUUGGGCAUGAUGUGACGCGUUUUGCGUGGCUUAGCACACAAAUUGGUAUCUUCGAACAGGCCGACUAAAUAUGCGUCGCUUGCCUCCUGCAGUGCCAUUACGGCGGAAAACUUUGGAAGGCAAGUCGGUUUUGAAGUCCUGGGAAGUUUCACAAACCAAACGCUGGAAAGGUAGUUUGCGGAUCAGCAAUUCGGGCGUCUUGCUGUUGUUUUUACUAUCAAGUAACUAUCAUUAACUAUAUUAGUAACUAUCAAUCGCAUUUCUCCAAAAUGCGAAAAAAAAAUUAUGGCUGUGGUAUGAUAUUGAAUGUAAUGCAAAGUGUCCGGAUUAAAAAGCGUCCGGAUCCAAAUACAUUACUGUCAAAGAGAGUUGACUCGACUGAAUUUUUUUCAGUUCGGCCUGCAGAAACGAAAUGAAUUACGAGAGAAAAGCAUAAUGCAUAGACGUGUAAGUGUGAGCUUCCCUAUCUCACAUUCCAAUACGGAUACGCAGUGUUUGGAUUUCGAUCAAAAUCAAAUGAUACACAAUGUGUCAUGCAAGUAAACUCUCACGAACAUAUAACCAAAUAUGAGAGGAUCAUUCAGAUACUUGUAUGAAUGUCAGCAAUCACUUUUGUAACAUUUAGUGAUUAAACUAAGAGAGGAACGAAGACUGUUGUUUGCAUAUUCGAGUUGUAUCAAACAUGGCACACUAUUUUCGAAGCCUGCAUACAAGUUUGAACCGCAUAUAUCGUCUCAUUUUAUUAUAGCGAAACCCACUGCACAGACAAGUGUAAAGCAAUAAAUGAUACAAGAAAAAUUACGUCAUCAUUACGUCACCAUUUGCGGAGAGCAGCGAAUGGGAAAAGAGAUAAAACGCGAGAGUUUUUGCUUCUCACUGGAGCGGUGUUGCUAGUAAAACUAUGCGGUCUAUAUGAAUAUACACAUUUCAAGGGACAGCGGCGUUAAAAAUGGAAAAUAUAAUCUGACUACCCUUCCCUUAGCCUCUAUCGAGCUAAAUAAUCAUAUAGUUUGCACUCUCUGAGACUUAAAAAUCAGGAUCUGCUACAUUAGCUGAAUAUGAAUCUUUCGCUUUGCGUUGUCCGUAUGAUCCUGCUGUUUCAUGAUGCAUGGAGAGGUCGGUAUGCAUAUGUUAGAGGCAGCGAAGAAAAUAACCUUUCUGCACUGAAAGCGUAUAUGAUAGCUUUGCUUGCAUGCUGGUGUGCAAUGAAGUGCGAGCCGAUGCAGAGUUGUCUCGUUCUCUUUUGUGUCGUGAUUUGCAGCACAUAACAAUAAUGGAAUACCGCUGGGGGAAAUGUUUCCUGAAAGAUCAUAUUUGAUAUGAGUGGAUCAUUUGGCAAACACUUCGGAUACGGAUGAUUUCAAUAACCUGUUUUCAAUGCUAUUUUUAAGCUAUUGAAACAAUUUUUAGAGUCAAUAAAUAGCAAUCAUAUAACUCUUGGACAUUUUAUCUUUUGUAUGAAAUGAUUAUCAUACCGUUCCGUUGAUCCGAAGCAAAAUUAUGAAUGCUUAAAGGAGGAAUGGAUUCCUCCUUGGAAUUACUCAGCAAAAAUAAAGCCCUUUCGCAACAACUAGAAACGACAAAUGGUUGCGGCUUUCGCACACAAAUAAUUUUAUAACGCAGCUUUCAUAAAAGUGAUUUCUUCGAUAUGGCGAAAUAUCCAAUACAUCAUUCCAUAUAUUUCAUAUUCUUCAUUAUCAAAGCCCAUCCCAAUAGGAAGUAUCCCGUGUCGGGCACAGGUACAGAGCAUUGGAGACAGCAACAUCACAAUUACGAAAACACUUGUAAUACUAACCUCGAGCCAACCGCGAGUAAUCGGUUACAUAUUACUAACAUAGUUAUAAGGCAAACAUUGUCGAAAUAUUGAACUCCCGGCCCCGUCAGGUUGACGCCAUACGAGCCUUAAUAAAAAUAUAUAUUUUGGAUAAAAAAAAGCCAUAGUCAAUGACACACAUCGGUAUCGGAAUUAUCGACACCACGAUUUUCGCUAAAUGCUCCUUUUAGUUCGGUCUGCAGAAACUUUUCUGAUCUCUAAUCCAUCAAAUGUGGUGCCCUGAAAAGGGCCGUUGAUUAUAUGCUAAGGUGAUAGCACGCUCUCCUCGGACACGACGGGCCAACUGGAUGUCCUUGGGCAUGUUGUGACGCGAUUUGCUUGAAUAGCACACAAAUUGGUAUCUUUGAAUAGGCCUCCUGCAGUGCCACAACCGCGAAACUUUGAAGCGCAAGUCGGGUUUGAAGUCCUGGGCAAUUCCACUAACCAAGCGCUGCAGAGGUAGCUUACGGAUCAGCAAUUCGGUCGACUACUGAUAGCGACGAAUUUUACGUAAAGCGACGGUUCCCGGUCUGUAGAAAUGUGGCUUCUUCACACCUUCUGCGGCUGGUGCGCUUUUCCGAGCUGCUUUCGUGGUGCUUUACCACCGGUAGAUUUACGAGCUUGGUCCCAAUGACACGAGUCCUCGCGGUACGAGAGUAGAGGUAGAAAUGAACGAAAGCAAAGGAAGCGUCAUAUUUUAUACCCAUCCGUUCGGUUCAACUGCAGAAGAGAAAUGGAAUUGGAAAAGAAGACCAUAAUGCAUAGGCGUCUGAGAAGACCGUACUCUUCUCACAUCGCCGUAUAAACUUUCUUGUUUUCAAAACUUUGAACUUACACCCCGGUACAGAAAUGAAAGACGUAGUCCUACGUCAGCACAUUCCAAUUCAAUUCUUUUAGAUUGUGACGGCAAAAAAAACCAUACCGGUAACACUACAGCCGCUCUAUCUAUCGAUGAUACAAUUGAACAGCGCGCUAUUCGACAGGCCGUCAAAACCAAAUCAAAUUCGAAAACAAAACGUCAAAGUGAAGAUACAAAACAGAAAUGACUUGAAAAGGAGUAUACUACUACUUACACUAUAAAAGGAUAAAAAAAACGAUUGAUCGAAGACAAUUGUAUGAGGUUUCCCAUUAUAUAUAUAGUUUUCUAUAUUUACAAGUUAAAACAUCAAAUUUAAAAUUAAUUGAGCUACGCAAGUCAAAAUGAAUUGGACAUUGAACUUAAAAACUAUAUAAAAUAUACACAUAAUCAAUUGUAAAGAGGAUAAAAGCUAAAGCUAACCGAUCGUCUUGAUAUGAUCUUUUAUUCGCGAUAGCUUCACCAAAAUUGUGAGUUACACAGUAUGAAAUCCAACAUAAAAUAAUAAUAAAAUAUUUAUAGCAAAAAGUCAACCACAACCAUUUCGUGUUUUCUCUAUUGACUUGGAGCAAACUAACCUAACAAAUAGUCUAUCGCAAAAUUGAGUGUACAAAUGCUACUUGGCGAUACCUUCCAUUUAUUUGGUAUAAAAUAUUUUGAAUACAUUGAUUCUUUUGAUGCAUAUUAAUUACUCACACAUUUAACUAGCUGUACGUGCAAUAGAAUUCCGCGAAAAAUUUUCUACUAUUUCUUCAUUCCUAAAAAUUGAAAACAACCUUUAUUCUAGGCAUCGCAAAAUUGAGUGUACACCUCGAGUUUCUCCGAACAAAUUAACAUUGUAAUGCCGGCGCUACACAAUUCGUCCAACGUUUCACUCGAAUGUUGGACUCAAACAUUUGACUCGAUGAAUCGACAAAUGUUGUGACGAAUGUGCUGCUACACGGUGAAGUGAAUGUUCAAUGCAAUCGGUCCAAACAAUCGGCGAGUAUUUGGAUCGAAUGUUUAUUGUUUUUAUUUACCAUCAAAAACGUUAGGAAACUGGUUGACGAUGCUAGUAUAGAAAUUGCCGUUGCAAUUGUACUGAUAUCGGGCUGUAAAUUAAAAAUGCUUGAAAUCAACAUUAUUAAAUUGCAACAUUUUGCCGAAUAUUUUGAAUUUUAUGAACCAAUUUCAUAGUUUCUUCAUAUAAAACUUGCCAAACAAACCAAUCUGUCAAAGAUAGAUUCGGACGAAUCGUGUAGCGGUGUAUCGAAUGUCAUCGAGUGUCGAAUCCAGGGGUAUGACUAAAACGUCAAAUCCCUCAUAUUGCCGUGUACCCAAUAUUGCUGCGGUUCACUGACAUUUUGGUUCUAUCAAUUACUGUGGUUUACAACUCGGUCCGGUUAUAUAGGCCCUGAUUCUCGAAUACACUUCACGGUGGAAACGGUAUGAAACGCAUUCGCGAUGACAACAGUGCGGUGUCGACGUCUGGAUGCGUGAUUAGUUUCCCACUAAAUUUAUCAUAAUAAAUUCAAAUUAUCUUCAGAUUAAAUUUUUGUAUGAGAUUAUUAUAUCACACGAAGAAAACAAAGUUUUCCACUCACAUUGAAUACCAGUUUGAUACGAAGAGGUUAAUUUUCGUUAAUGAUUUUUUAUUUGAAAAGUGCUCAUUCUGCCUGAAAACUCAUCAUUAUCUUCGACACUUCACUAACUCGUAAAACAUAGUUCAAUGGCGUACCGUUUAUUUCGUUUCCACCGUGAAGUGUAUUCGAGAAUCAGGCCCUUUGUUUUCUUCAUGUGAUAUGAUAAUCUCAUACAAAAAUGUCAUCUGAAGAUAAUUUGAUAUUAUAAUGAUAAGUUUAGUGGGAAACUAAUCUCGUAUCCAGAUGUCGACACCGUACCGUUGUCAUCGCGAAUACGUUUCAUUCCGUUUCCAUCGUGAAGUGUAUUCGAGAAUCAGGCCCAUAGUCGAAUAGUGGCUAACUUUAAACUCCAUGCUGAAUGUGAAAACCUCCAUGUGAAACCGGAAUAUGAAAAUCGCUCAUGCAGUUAGAAAUAAAGCAUACUAUCCCCGUGAUUUCAACGAUUUCAAUUCUCACAGAUGAUAUGUUGGUAAGCAAAGCUGUCCCCGUUAGGUCAAACCACUCUCCUCGACAUUUUUAAUGAUCUCUGGUUGAAGCACGACUUCCCAGUGGAAUGGAGACAUAGUAUUGUGAUCCCCAUCCCCAAAGUCGGCCAGAACAGCUGCUCCGUGAAAGGAUACCGGCCAAUAUCCUUGACCUCCUGUACGUCCAAGACCCUAGAGAGGAUGGCGAACCGACGGCUCGUCACCUACCUGACCGAAAACAAGAAGUUGGACUGCCGACAGUUUGCCUUUCGACCGGGGAUGGGCACAAACACGUAUUUCGCAUCCCUUGGAAAGGUGGUAGCUGAGGCCAGAAAAAAUCGACAGCAUCUGGAGAUGGUAGCCCUGGAUCUAGAGAAGGCGUACAACCGAACCUGGAUUCCAUUAGUUCUUAAAACACUGGCUGACUGAGGGGUAGACGGCAACCUGCUGCACUUUUUUCAAAACUUCGCGACAAACCGGACCUUUGAGGUAAAAGUCGGGAACACCAGCUCCAGGCGCCUUCAUGAAGAAACUGGUGUACCUCAAGGUUCCGUCUUAGCCGUCACUCUCUUCCUCAUAGCGAUGAACAGUCUGUUCCGGGUUAUACCGAAGGGAGUAUGCGUACUCACGUAUGCGGACGACAUCCUUUUGGUAGUGGUGGGGAACACGCACAGGGCACCACGCAUCAAGAUCCAGGCAGCUACCAAUGCUAUCGGUAAAUGGGCUGUCGAAGGAGGUUUUCGACUUUCGGCGCAAAAGCGUGGUCACAUGGUGGUAUGUAGUCACAAACACCAAGGUUGCAAUUCGGGAGUCAAAAUCUACAACGACCGCAUUCCCCGCCGUAGAACGUUGAGAAUCCUGGGAGUGGUGGUCGAUUGCAACCUGAACUUCCAGCACCAUUUCGACGAGGUGAAGAAAAGCUGUGCCACCCGGUUAAACCUCUUAAAAACCAUCUCCAAACCUCACCGGAGUAACAACCGAACGAUCCGUUUACGGGCCAAAGCCAUCAUCAAUAGCCGCCUCACCUACGGUCUCGAAGUGACAUGCCUGGCCAGAGAUAAACUCCUAAAAACUCUAUCACCGAUUUACAACAAUGCACUACGGAUUAUCUCUGGUCUGCUACCAUCAACACCAGCAGCCUCGGUAUGCGCCGAAAUAGGAGAACCUCCGUUUGACAUUUUUGUGGACGCGGCGAUAGCUUCCAGAACUGCGAGCUUUCUCGCUAAAACCAGCGGAGGUAAGGAGACACACCUGACUGUCUUAACGAACGAAAUCUUGCAGCAGGUGACACACUCAAACCUCCCAUCGAUAGCUAAACAGCUUUGGUUUGGGACUAACGAUUGGAGUUUGCCGGUGGUCCAAGUGGAUGAUACAAUCAGGAACAACUUUCGAGCUGGGGCGAGCUCUGUGGGUCUGAAGCAAACCUUUGUCGAACUUGUUUCAAGAAAAUAUCACAAUUAUGAAAUUCGCUACACGGACGGUUCCAAAGGGAUGCAAGGAGUUGGUUUCGGGGUAAGCGGUCAUAAUAACUCUCUUAUUUCCAGCAAGAAGCUCGUCGACAUUUGCCAGGUUUUCUCGGCCGAAGCUGCCGGAAUAUUUGAAGUACCCUAUACCGACUAUACCGUCAAGCAAAUCGAUCCUGAUAGUUACCGACUCGGCUAGCGUCAUCGAUGCCGUUGGCGCGGCUAUAACUAGGCACCCAUGGAUACAAGCUAUCAGGAGGUAUCUGCUGCCGGAUACAGUCCUCAUGUGGGUCCCCGGACAUAGUGGCAUAGCCGGCAAUGAAGCGGCCGACCGUUUUGCUGGAAUCGGUCAUCAUGGACAACUUUUGACGCGCAAAGCACCGCUAGACGACAUCAGACUAUGGAUCGCCAACACGUUCAAAACUUUUUGGGCGGAAAAAUAGUCCGUUGAAGAUACGCUGUUCCUCCGGAGAAUCAAAGGAUCCAUCACCAGAUUCGAAGACGUCAACACGAUGAGAGAACAACGAAUCUUAUCCAGGUUAAGAACCGGCCACUACAACAUGUCACACAACUUCAACAGAGGAACCUUUCAUCCCCUUUGUGACUUGUGCGAGGUUCGCAAUUCAGUCGAACACAUCCUCUGUAUUUGCCCAAAGUAUGAGAACCUCCGGAACUCACACGGGAUCAGCGGGAGCAUUCGAGAUGUGCUUGGCGACGACCCUUCAUAACUACUGCACUGCUCUGUUUUGACGUAGGACUACGUCUUUCAUUUCUAUACCGGGGUGUAAAAUCAAUGUUUCGAAAACGAAAGCGUUACGCCGGAGACCGAGAUUUUGAGCGUUAAUAGCUCCUAAACAACUGAACGAAAUGGUAUGAUAAACACUUCAUUCGAAAGAUAAAAUUUCUACGCGUUCUAUACUUGUUACUUUUUGAUCCAAAAACUUGUUUCAAUAGUCUUAAAAUUGCUUUCAAAACAGGCUAUUGAAAUCACCAAUCGGUAUAUAAGCGAGCGCCGCUCGGAAAUCCACUCAGUUCUAAUUGAACAGCGAUUGGAGCAUGUUGUCGCUGUUGUGGUGAAGCUCUUCAUUUAUCAUGAAAGCGCGGAUGAACGGUGUCACCAAGAGCCUGUUUGUGCACCUUAGGCCAGAAGGGAAUCCAUCAGGAGAGUGAUGCCACAAACGGUUCCCCGGGAAGACAUCGCUACACACACAUACACGCGCGGAAUUCUUUCCGUUUGGAUGCCAUUCAGCAUUGAGAAAGUUCCGGAAAGAUCUAAUCUUUUCUGGAAAAUAAUCUGCCAGUACCUCUGGGAAUUUAAAAAUACAUUCAUGUGAAAGAGUUUAUUUGAAUGUUUUCUAUCCAUGUCACACUGUGACCAAAUAUUUUUCAAUCAAGUACUAUUAACAGGUGGUUAUCGAGUUAGUAUUAACCACUGGUGGGCUUCCAGUAUCGAGGAAAAUGUGGAAAUAUCUAAUCGUUACUGAAAAUAAUCUGCCAGUUCCUCUGGGAAUUUAAAAAUACAUUCAUGUGAAAGAGUUUAUUUGAAUAUUUUCUAUCCAUGUAACACUGUGACCAAAUACAUUUGGUUUUGUGAUUUUUCAAUCAAUCGCAAUUAACAGGAUAGCUUCAGAAGAUUAUUCUUCCCCAUCAGUAGGAUAUUUCCGUAUCCAAUAUUGUAUGCACCCGCAAUCGAUUAUUGCUCAGUCGCCGAAAGUUCCGAGCUCAGAGAGUUCAUUCCCCUCUAGUUUGCCUUCCAAAUUGCCAUCGUAAACCACACCUUCUUUCGAUUCAAUCACACAAAAAGCAUACUUAAGCGAUAUUCUGACACAUUCAUUUUCAGGCAUUCUUUGUGUGGACACCGACUGGACAACAUCGUUGCUGGACGGGCUGGACGGCGAGGGAUCGAGUGCCUUUCUCAAGGCAAGAGGGUGGAGGUGGUAGCGCUGGAGUAGAAUAGAGUUUUCAAAGGGCCUUUCCCAAGGCUAGAGACAAAUGAACUGCAAAAGUUUAAAGUCUCUAUAAUACAAGACCUUCCUUUUUUGAGACACAUUCAUUUUUCGUGAGGACAUCGACAAGACAACAUCGUUGCCUAACGUGCUGGAGGAGGUGGACGGCGAAGGAUCGACACAUACACGCGCAGAAUUCUUUCCGUUUGGAUGCCAUUCAGCAUCGAGAAAGUUCCGGAAAGAUCUAAUCAUUGCGGGAAAAUAAUCUGCCAGUUCCUCUGGGAAUUCAAAAAUACAUUCAUGUGAAAGAGUUUAUUUGAAUGUUUUCUAUCCGUGUAACACUGUGACCAAAUAUUUUUCAAUCAAGUACUAUUAACAGGUGGUUAUCGAGUUAGUAUUAACCACUGGUGGGCUUCCAGUAUCGAGGAAAAUGUGGAAAUAUCUAAUGGUUGCUGGAAAAUAAUCUGCCAGUUCCCCUUGGAUUUGAAAAUUACAUUCAAGCGAAAGAGUUUAUUUUAAUGUUUUCUAUCCAUAAAAUAUCCAUAUAAUACAUUUGGGUUUGUGAUUUGUCAAUCAAGUACAGUUAGCAGGUUAGCUUCUGAAGAUUAUUCUUCAGAACAAGGUUUUUCGUAUCCUAUAUUGGAUGCAUAAAACCUUGUGCCUCCAACGUAACGCUCUCGUUCCCCCAAAUAUUCAUUUAUUCAUUCAUUCAGAAUGGAUUUAGAUUCAACUUCGAACAAAUGAUCUCUAAAUCAACGAUAGUCCUACGUCACCCUUGCGGUUAUACCAUAGAUAUAACCCACUUCCUGUUUUUUGAAAGAUGCCGAUCUGUAAUUUAAAAUUUGAACAAAAAACUUGUGAUUAAAUCGAAGAUCCUUGUUCCUUCCCCUUCGCGAUAAGGGGAACAAGAACAGUCGGCAUCUUCGAGUGGCGCGGAUUCCCCAUCUGUGGCCUGGGGCCAUGGCAAGCGGACAUCCUCAUCAAACCAGGGAAAAAAAAGCUCAAAUGCGUAGAAAUUCUCGUGACGAAAUCUGUUUUUGUUUUAUUGUUAAUUGUUUGUGCAUGUAAAAUCGAUAGUAAGCGCACUUUGCGGCAUGGUUUUGGCCGUUUUUACUGAGACGAACCAGCCCAGGAGGCUGAAAGUCUCAAAAAUAAAGAAUAAAAAAAAAAUGGUAAGCAAAUGACGGCAGUGUUGGUUUUUGUUUUUUAUUGAUGUUGAAAAAGUUUUUAUCAAAAUAGCAAGAACUCCCGGCCCCGUCAGGUUGACGCCAUAUGAGCCUUAAUAAAAAAUAUAUAUUUUGGACACAUACAAUGAUAAUAAAUAUGAAUUGUCGUGGAAAGAUAUUGCAGGAAAUAGCAGAUAUAGUCGGAAAAAAUCUCCCGAGUAGAAGACACAAACGUAUCCUGUCUUCUGACGAUGAACGAGUAAUUGUGCGAACAUUUCGAAAGAACUCUAAAACAAACAUUCCUAAAUUGACUACCGAAGUAAUCGGCAUCAUUGGAAGACCUGUCAGCACAGAUACUAUCCGGAGAGCAGCAUACAGGAACAAUCUGAGAGGAAACCAGGAUUGGUGCUUCAGAUUCAGCAUUUGGUUCCCACAGUAAAACACGGCUUCGGCAAUCAGAUGAUGUAUGGUACGAUGGCGGCCUCUGGAACUGGAACCAUGGAGUUUAUCGAUUCGGCGAUGGAAAAGAUGGGUUCAUUGAACAUCCUUAAACGUAACCUUCAGUGUCCCGUGUAGAAAUUGGCUCUCCCUCGUGAUUACUACUUUCAACAGAAUUCCGACCCGAAGCAAACUGAAUCUAUAAUUUCCCAAUCAACUCAAAACACCUCCAAAAUCACCGGACUUCAGCACUACUGAGUAUGGGAAAUCAAGAAUCAUCUGAAGAAUAAAAAUCCAGGGAACAAAGCGGAACUCGAAACGACGAUUACGAAGACCUGGGAGGCACUUCCGUGUACAGUGACCAGAAAUAUCACCUCGUUGCUUGCAGGAAGUACUGGACGCCAAAGGGGUGAUUUUUGUUAUCUGUUAACAUUUAUGAACUAGUCGCGGCAAUACAUACACACCCUCUUUACAGAUACACGGGCCGAAGGUUGUGCAGUCCACUGAUCAUUCAACAAGAGCCAAAAGUUGUACCGCUCAUGACAACUCUACACGAGCUGAUGUUUGCGCCGGCUAGUGACCAUUCUAUCAUGGAUUCCUCGAGUCGAGAAGACGCACCACGCUAGAUAUGGGGUACAGACUAGGGGGGCGUUGCUGAUUAAUGGUCAGCUGCAUCCCAAUAGGAAGUAUCCCGUGUCGGGCACACGUACAGAGCAUUGGAGACAGCAACAUCACAAUUACGAGAACACUUGUAAUACUAACCUCGAGCCAACCGCGAGUAAUCGGUUACAUAUUACUAACAUAGUUAUAAGGCAAACAUUGUCGAAAUAUUGAACUCCCGGCCCCGUCAGGUUGACGCCAUAUGAGCCUUAAUAAAAAAUAUAUAUUUUGGACACAUACAAUGAUAAUAAAUAUGAAUUGUCGUGGAAAGAUAUUGCAGGAAAUAGCAGAUAUAGUCGGAAAAAAUCUCCCGAGUAGAAGACACAAACGUAUCCUGUCUUCUGACGAUGAACGAGUAAUUGUGCGAACAUUUCGAAAGAACUCUAAAACAAACAUUCCUAAAUUGACUACCGAAGUAAUCGGCAUCAUUGGAAGACCUGUCAGCACAGAUACUAUCCGGAGAGCAGCAUACAGGAACAAUCUGAGAGGAAACCAGGAUUGGUGCUUCAGAUUCAGCAUUUGGUUCCCACAGUAAAACACGGCUUCGGCAAUCAGAUGAUGUAUGGUACGAUGGCGGCCUCUGGAACUGGAACCAUGGAGUUUAUCGAUUCGGCGAUGGAAAAGAUGGAUUCAUUGAACAUCCUUAAACAAUUCCGACCCGAAGCAAACUGAAUCUAUAAUUUCCCAAUCAACUCAAAACACCUCCAAAAUCACCGGACUUUAGCACUACUGAGUAUGGGAAAUCAAGAAUCAUCUGAAGAAUAAAAAUCCAGGGAACAAAGCGGAACUCGAAACGACGAUUACGAAGACCUGGGAGGCACUUCCGUGUACAGUGACCAGAAAUAUCACCUCGUUGCUUGCAGGAAGUACUGGAAGUACGCCAAAAGGGUGAUUUUUGUUAUCUGUUAACAUUUAUGAACUAGUCGCGGCAAUACAUACACACCCUCUUUACAGAUACACGGGCCGAAGGUUGUGCAGUCCACUGAUCAUUCAACAAGAGCCAAAAGUUGUACCGCUCAUGACAACUCUACACGAGCUGAUGAUUGCGCCGGCUAGUGACCAUUCUAUCAUGGAUUCCUCGAGUCGAGAAGACGCACCACGCUAGAUAUGGGGUACAGACUAGGGGGGCGUUGCUGAUUGAUGGUCAGCUGCAUCCCAAUAGGAAGUAUCCCGUGUCGGGCACACGUACGGAGCAUUGAAGACUGCAACAUCCCAAUUACGAGAACACUUGUAAUACUAACCUCGAGUAAUCGGUUACAUAUUACUAACAUAGAUAAUAACAAAAACUGUCAAAAUAUUGAACUCCUGGCCCCGUCAGGCUAACGCCAUAUUAGCCUUGAUAAAAAUAUAUAUUUUAGAAAAAGAAACAUUUAGGAACUAAUUUCAAUUUUCUUUUUAAGAAAAACUCGAACUGUACAUCGAU